CACCCUGGAACAUAAAGUUCGAUAUUCUUAUGAAAGAACGAUGUUGAUGCCCAUCCACUUCUUGCUGGAAUUUUUGAUUUCGAUCGUCGAAGAUGACCACUCUACAACCUUCAGAAGAAGGUUCUAAUACUGCAUUCAUCCCUACAACCUUCAGGAGAAAGUUCUAAUACUGAUUCUACCUGCAAAAUUUGGCAGAAAGUUCACACUUUGGGCUGAGUGUUUUUAUGCUGGAAAAGAUACUGUCGCAGCCUGAGGAAUAUGUCUGGCAAAUGUGGGCUACUGUUUCACGCGCAAGCCUAAAUUUACCUACGGUCGAACAUGCUUUGUUAAAUAGAGAAGGGGAGCUGGGAGGAGGAGUACUGGGAGGAGGAGUGCGUGGAGAUGAAGGAGGAGGAGAACAAAGACAUCAGAAUGAGCUACGGGAGAAGGAUGAAGGAAGUUUCAAUAAGGAGACAGCAGCGAAUACAUCUUCAGCCGAUGAUGUCAUUCCAGAUUCAUCUGAAAGCAUUCCUGCUUCAUCUGACGUAGAAGAUCCUUCCGGAGCCUCGACAAUCGUCCCAAGUCUGACACGCAUGUGUGCACCCAAGUUUUUGCUGUUGUUAAACCUGCUGAUCGAAAAGCUCUUCCGCAAUCCUAGGCAAGACCUGCAGACGAUGACGUAUCUUAACUGGUUCGACGUAUUAUUAAGGCGGGUUACCACGGUAGAUGUAAUGUACUCGAAAACUGAAAAUAACCGAGUAAGUGACUGAAAUAAGGGAGGUAGCUAGGUUUGACAGGGCUGCUCUUCCUUGUUCAGGCUUAACUGUGCUUAUUUCAAGUAGUUACUCGGUUAUUUCAGUUUUUCGAAUACAUUGAUUCUCGUUCAGCUUCAGAAGCAGCAUUCUUGACCUUUGACUUUUUGCCUUUCCCAAGUAGAAGAAAGUAGAUCCAGAAUAAUUCUUGACCUUUUAUUGUUGAAGUCGAACGAACUAGGUACUAAAGGGUAGUUCAGCAACGUCAUCAACAAGGAUGUCUUCCGACCUGAGGAACACUGUAAAAAUUUGCGAAAAACUCCUCCUCCUACUUUAAUGUUGAGCGAAAACGGUGCGAAUGUGGUCAUGGUGAAUUACAAAGACGCGCAAGACGUGUUUAUCAUGGCUGCGGUUCUUCGAGCUACACAUCGGGUAUUGAUGACCCAGUUCAUCCUGUACGAGCAAUACUACGGAGCAGAGUGGUUCCAGGAGA
This is a messenger RNA of Amoebophrya sp. A25, 1224 nucleotides long. NCBI's taxonomy places the organism in Eukaryota, Dinophyceae, Syndiniales, Amoebophryaceae. The record is from the annotation of a GenBank genome assembly.